Caenorhabditis briggsae is the source of this 1476-nucleotide messenger RNA. Gene Ontology annotation, cellular component: cytoplasm. NCBI's taxonomy places the organism in Eukaryota, Metazoa, Nematoda, Chromadorea, Rhabditida, Rhabditidae. The transcript has 5 exons. The record is from RefSeq and is a predicted model, not a curated record. Bases 1 to 1476 code for a protein of 491 amino acids.
AUGCAUCCUAUUCUGAACGUUGUCGUCGUCAGUUUUCAUCACAAACGGGGGUGUGAGGUUGAAUAUUCGCACCCAAAACUAGAUGGUUCCGGUGAAGCAGGACUCCCAGACGAAUGGCACCUUCUCCCGUCGCUAGCAUUACCAGAUGGAGUCCAUAAUUGCCAAAAAGACACAAUAUUCUUCCUGCUGCCCUCAAAAGAGGAACCCAGAAAGUGUGUAUUCGGAAUUUCGUGUUAUCGACAAAUCGAUUCAAAGGAAUUGCUGAACAAAUCCGACGAUGUGACGAGAGCAAGUGUCCAAAAAGCAGUCUGUGUUCUCUCAAGAAUACCACUUUUCGGUCCAUUAAAAGCCAAGCUGGAAGUGAUAACUCAAGCGUAUUUCGAGCAGAAAGACUUUUCAAAAGUGGAUGUUCUAGCUCAGAUGUACACGAAUCUCUGUGAUAUAUUUGAUGAGAAUCUGACUGGAGAAUACUUUUCUAAUUUGGCUCAUCAUGAAAUAUCGAUUCAAGAGCUGUUCGUAAGAUUCCGCCAUCGAGCUCUCCUCCUUUUCAAACUGUUUCUUCUGGAAAGAAAAGUGUUGUUCAUCGCGCCAACUGGCCUUCGACUAGGAGAAACUAUGUUGGCAAUUGUUUCGAUGUUUCCAAAACUACUAGAAGAAGGGCUCUACUAUGCGACAAUCGGUGUGAACACGAAUGACAAAACCAAAGCUGUGAAUCAAGAAAAAAAGAGUUCGGAUAUAGUGAUAGAGGAAGAUGUCGGGGUACAACUAACACGAUAUGAUCCAUUGAAGGAGAAGGAUUCGUGUGGAUUCCCAUUAAGCCUUUUCACCCAAGGAUGCUCUUUUGAUCCGUAUCUUUCUAUUCAGUCGAUGGAUUAUAUCUCGAAGACUCAGAGUUACGACGGUUCCCUAGUCCACAAUCACAUUGAAUUCGUCAAUGACUCUGCGUUAGAAAGAGUCCUCGCUUUGACUUCUGCCGACCUCCGUUUUGCUGACUUCGUUCUGAAAAAAGUGGAAGAACAGAUGAAAACGUCAACUUCAGAAUUCGACGGAAGUGAUGAAUGGAUUCGGCUGCAAAUGAAGAACUACCUUCUUGGACUCGUCGCCACUUCACGAUCGGACCUACAAGCCGCAGUUCCUCAUUUUGGAGUUGCCUUUGUGAAUGAGUGGAGACGAACGAAGAAUCACAAGAUUUGGGUGGCAAAUAAGCAUGAGGACUUGGCAUCUGUGCCUCCAGGGCACAUGUUCUCGGAACAAAUGGGCGUUUAUGAUGUAUAUUUACGAUUCGAGCAUGCUGUGAAUGGUGUUGAAGGAGCGUCCAAAGUGAUUGGAACUGUAAACACUGCUGGAAAGAAUUUAGGAACAAGCAUUGGAGAGACUGGCAGUCGAGUGAAGGCGAAAUUCACAAACUGGUGGAAUCGCAAAAAUCCAGCAGCCCAGGAGGGAAUCGAGCAGGCUGAAGAGCCGCAAUCGGAAUAA